GCAUUUCUCAGAAAGAAUGAGGUAACCUGCAAGCUUUUCCUGUUGCUCAAAUCUCCCUCUUUCAUCCUCUGAGCUUCAGUCUGCUCCCAUCUCCACUCCAGUCUGGAUUGUUGCUCUUUCCCUAAUAUUGUAGAAGUUGGAAUGACAUGGUCUUGAACUGAGGCUGCUGUAAUGAGAGCUUGUGUUCUUGGAUCAAUUUGUGCUCUUCUCAUGCUCCUGUGGGAGCCUGGAUGCCAAGGGGAUGAGGUUACAACCAGCACAGUGAACCCAUGCUGUUAUCUGCCUUGUCAACACUGGAGUGUUUGUGUGCGCCACGGCCAGGACAAGUACGAAUGUGACUGCACUCACACUGGCUACUACGGACAAAACUGCACAAUCCCGGAAUUAUGGACCCGGGUGCGUCAGUUCCUCAAGCCUAGUCCAGAUGUAGUGCACUACAUUCUCACCCACUUCCACUGGCUCUGGGACAUUAUCAACAACACUUUCUUACGGGACACCCUCAUGCGUCUGAUUCUAACAGUGAGGUCCAACUUGAUUCCCAGUCCUCCCACUUUCAAUUCAAAAUAUGGCUACCUCAGCUGGGAGUCCUACUACAACCUCAGCUACUACACCAGGAUCCUGCCGCCUGUUCCUGAGGACUGCCCCACGCCUCUGGGCGUCAAAGGCAGAAAUGGGCUCCCUGACCCCGAGGUGUUGGUUGAGAGGCUGCUGAAAAGAAGGACAUUCAGACCCGACCCUCAGGGCUCCAAUCUUAUGUUUGCUUUCUUCGCUCAGCACUUCACCCACCAGUUCUUCAAGACAUACAAUAGCAUGGGUGUGGGCUUCACUAAGGCUUUAUCGCAUGGGGUUGACGCGGGGCACAUUUAUGGAGACAACUUGCGACGUCAGCACAAGCUCAGGCUUUUUAAAGAUGGAAAAAUGAAAUAUCAGAUAAUCAAUGGAGAAAUGUACCCCCCUACCAUAGCUGAUGCUCCUGUGAAGAUGAGCUACCCUCCUGGGAUCCCUUCAGAGAGACAGAUGGCCAUUGGUCAGGAGGUGUUCGGGCUGCUCCCUGGUUUGGGGUUGUAUGCCACGCUGUGGCUUAGAGAGCAUAACAGAGUCUGUGACGUCCUGAAAGCAGAGCACCCAACCUGGGAUGACGAGCAGCUCUUCCAGACCACCCGCCUCAUCAUCAUAGGUGAGACCAUACGAAUCGUCAUAGAGGAUUACGUGCAGCACCUCAGCGGCUACCUACUGAAGCUCAAGUUUGAUCCCUCCCUGCUGUUUCAGUCCCAGUUUCAGUACGGGAACCGGAUCUCGCUGGAAUUCAGCCAGCUCUAUCACUGGCACCCCCUGAUGCCUGACAGCUUCCACAUUAACGGGGACGAGCUGUCGUACUCGCAGUUCCUCUUCAACACAUCUGUCCUCACAUACUAUGGCGUGGAGAAGCUGGUGGAUGCCUUCUCACGGCAACCUGCUGGCCAGAUCGGUGGAGGCUACAACAUGAACUCUGUUGUCACCAAUGUUGCCGUGCGAACAAUAAAGGAGUCGCGCCAGCUUCGGGUCCAGCCUUUCAAUGAGUACAGGAAGCGUUUUAACCUGGAGCCGUACACGUCGUUCAGAGACUUCACCGAUAACAAGGAGAUAGCCAGCACUCUUGAAGAGCUUUAUGGUGAUAUUGACGCUCUUGAAUUUUAUCCUGGGUUACUGCUUGAGAAGACUCGACCGGGGGCCAUCUUUGGACAAAGCAUGGUGGAAAUGGGUGCUCCGUUUUCCCUCAAAGGCCUCCUGGGAAACCCCAUAUGUUCUCCAGAAUACUGGAAGCCCAGCACAUUUGGAGGCAAAGUCGGCUUCGACAUCGUAAACUCUGCCACUCUGAAGAAGCUGGUGUGCCUGAACUCCAGGACGUGCCCCUAUGUGGCGUUCAGAGUUCCAGCAGAGGAGAAACCAGAUAGGAACGAUGGGAGAGAACGAAGCAAUGAGCUAUGCUGGGCCGCUGCCAUGACAACUCUGGAUGACAAGUUGCUGGGCGAGAAGCUGCAGUACUACUACAGCAGCAGUGAGGAUGAAGGCAGUGACAAUGAAGAUGAAGAUGGGGAGAAAAAGACUAUCCGUGAUGCAAGUGCCUCUGAGCCAGAGAUAGACUACAGUGCAGAUGGAAGUGCUGUUAACACAGGUCCAAAGGGAGUCAUCAAUGAUUGGAGGAAGUACAAGCAGCUGGAAGUGGAACAGAGGCAGGAGCAGAAAAGGGAAAUGGAAAGACUGAUAAAGAAGCUGUCAAUGACAUGCCGCUCAGACCUUGACCUGAAAAAAGACAAAGAGGAGGAGAAGAAGCUUCAGGACAAAAUUAAAAGCAAAAUGACUAUGCAGGAGUACAACAUGCUCCAGGAGGAAGAGGACGAUGAAGACUUCCUGCAGCAGUACCGCAUGCAGCGCAUCGAACAGAUGCGGCGCCAGCUCUGCCGUGGAAAACGCUUUGAGCGCGUUCAUGAGCUCAAUAGCGGGGAGGAGUUCCUGGAGGCUUUGGACAACGAGGACAAGAGCACACUGAUAAUGAUCCACAUCUAUGAGCCAGAUAUCCCCGGCUGCGACGCCAUGAGCGGCUGCCUGAUGUGCCUGGCACAGGAAUACCCUCUGGUGAAGUUCUGCAGCGUGCGCAGCUCAGCCAUCAGCACCAGCGAGCUGUUCAGAGAGAGCGCCCUGCCCGCUCUGCUCGUCUACAAAGCAGGAGACCUGAUAGGCAACUUUGUGCGGCUCACCGACCAGCUUGGGGAGGAUUUCUUCGCCGUAGACCUGGAGGCGCUUCUACAGGAGUACGGCCUGCUGCCGGAGAAGCCCCCUAUCGUCCCAAAAACACUUCGUAACGGAGCCAUCAUUCAGAGCAACGUGAGCGAUGAAGACUCAGACCUUGACAUAGACUAGUUCUCUAUUAUCCAGUAUGUACAUUUCAUUUGGUAAACCUGCACACCCCGUUAGCAUGGACUGUAUAUCAUAUUUAUUUCUGAGAACCCCUUGUAGAGGUCCUGCUCUCAUCUUACAGCACCAGAGCCAAAGCAGAAGAAGUAAAUGACUUCAUAUCAUUCCUUUCUGAAUAUUUGGACAUUAUCAUAUUGUUUGAAACAGAGAGAGUAAUACGGCUGUAUGUACAGUUCAUUUAAUCCUUGAAGCUCUCAUGGUUGACCUCUAUCUUCUGUGUUCAUUCAUUCCUCUGCAUUGUUUCCUAGCUUGUCAGCUCUAUGAAAUGUUUCACUCUUAACAAAGUUGAACCUUUAAUUCCAGACUGACAUUUUAUUAGUUUUGUAACUUUUCUAUGUGCUGUAACCUGAAAUAAACUGCAGCGUGUUUCAAAAUGAAA
Molecule: messenger RNA, 3334 nt
Organism: Cyprinodon tularosa
Lineage: Eukaryota; Metazoa; Chordata; Actinopteri; Cyprinodontiformes; Cyprinodontidae
Gene: pdcl
Product: phosducin-like
Exons: 14
Coding region: 172-2901 (909 amino acids)
Biological process (GO): response to oxidative stress; cyclooxygenase pathway; regulation of G protein-coupled receptor signaling pathway
Cellular component (GO): neuron projection; cytoplasm
Molecular function (GO): peroxidase activity; prostaglandin-endoperoxide synthase activity; heme binding
Source: RefSeq, a predicted model, not a curated record